AUGCAGGAUAGACUGCCCACUUUGCUGCUUUUUCAGUCUUCAAUAACAUCUUCGUGUUCUGACACUCUUACGGCCACAAAAAAGCCUCCGUGCAUGCUCAAUAGCCCCUGCACAUCUGACCUUGCCGCAGCCGCAAAGUCAGAGGAAAAUAAAAAUGAAGAGACAGAAAAAAAUGGAGAAAAGUGUGGUUCUGGCCAUGAUUUAUUUUUCGAUAAAUCCGAAACGGUUGAAGUAUCCAUGGACAAUGAUAAUGAAGACCCCAAAAGGGAUGAAAGUAAAAUAAAAAUACUUAACUCGCAUUCAAUACUUUUGUUGCAUGAAAAUAAACCAUUUCAGUGUACGGAGUGUGGCAGCAUUUUUAAUGACAAAGAGCUAUUUCGUGCACAUCGGCAAACUCAUAAAGAAAAGAAGCCAUUUCAUUGUCUUGAAUGUGGAAAGUCUUUUGCUGAUAGAACUACUCUUGUUAUACAUCAACGAACACAUACAGGAGAAAAGCCCUUUAGUUGCAAAGAAUGUGGCAAAAGCUUUAGUCAACAUUCAUCACUUUUUUCCUACGAGAGAAUUCACACAGGAGAGACCCCAUAUCCAUGUCCAGAAUGUGAAAAAAAAUUCACUGACAGAUCAUCUUAUGUGAGUCAUAUGAGAACGCACACCGGAGAAAGGCCCUUUAAAUGUGAGGAAUGUGGCAAAAGAUUCUCUCAAAGCUCUAAUCUCCGCAGACAUGAAAGAAUCCACACAGGACAGAAGCCACAUGCUUGUGAGGUGUGCGGAAAAACCUUUAAUUAUAUUGGCAGGCUAAUUUCACAUCGGGAUGUGCAUAUGAAGAAAUUAAUGAAAGGGGAUACGAUUGAAGAGAAAAAUGAUAUUUUAACAACCAAUUCACCUAAAGGAAGAAAGGAGAAAACAAAAUAG
This is a messenger RNA of Bombina bombina (fire-bellied toad), 912 nucleotides long. RefSeq names its product gastrula zinc finger protein XlCGF7.1-like. The record is from RefSeq and is a predicted model, not a curated record. The transcript has 3 exons. Lineage: Eukaryota; Metazoa; Chordata; Amphibia; Anura; Bombinatoridae. The coding region runs from base 1 to 912 and encodes 303 amino acids.